UGGCGGACGAAGUUGAGUUCCUGCCAAGCAUUAUUAUCAGUAGUUUUUCACUGUCUACCACUUAGAAAUAUACACAAAGGAAACAAAGUUAGCUAAAGUACAUCUUAAUUAUCUGCAUUGUAUCAUGAAUGUGAUAAAGAGCAUCAAGAAGGUGCAAUUUUUCAAUAACCAUCUUGUUCAAGUUGUUGCUUCGAGCUCAAGACGAUAUUCCAAGGCCAGCAAUGGGUACGACUAUGACUUGGUUGUCAUUGGAGGCGGUUCUGGUGGUCUAGCUUGUUCAAAAGAAGCUGCAAGUUUUGGMAAGAAAGUUGCAGUUCUUGAUUAUGUGGAACCUUCUCCGCAAGGUAGUACUUGGGGUCUUGGAGGAACUUGUGUAAAUGUUGGUUGYAUCCCUAAAAAACUGAUGCAUCAUGCCUCAAUCCUUGGUGAUUCUCUCAGGGUUCCAGGAGCCAAGGAAUACUGCAUAUCAAGCGAUGACCUUUUCUCUUUGAAACAAGCACCUGGACGAACACUGGUGAUUGGUGCAUCUUAYGUGGCACUUGAAUGUGCUGGUUUUCUCACUGGUCUUGGCUUUGACUCGUCUGUCAUGAUGAGAUCCAUACCAUUACGUGGCUUUGACCAGAAUUCUAACAUGAAGGCUCUUGGUCUUGUUCGGUUCUCUCCCAGGUUGAUCUGGUACAGCAGCUUCUUUACAACAAAGCAUAAAACUCCAAACUUUCCGAGUGCCGUUUGGAAGUGCAUUGGGAAUUCCAGUAGAAGAAUGUYUUGUAUCAGUUCUAGUGGUAAUGAUGAUGGUUGUAGUGAAAGGAGAAAUGCUGGAGCCAAAGGUGCGAAAGGGUCUUCAAAAACAGUACAAUCUUCCUUAGAUAAUGGUUGUAAUACAACUUCAAGCCAGAAGGAGAGCACAACCUAUAGAGGAAGUUCAAAAAGAAAACAAGAUGCGGAUUUUUGGAGAUUUUUAGAUCGCGAGCAAGACACUCUCAAGAAAAAAGCCCGAAAUAAUGUGAAAUCUUCGAAAAGAAAGCAAAAACUCCCUCCAGGCGAAAAACCUCGACCAAAAGACCAACAAAGUCUUAGCAAAGAUGAUUUCCAGUCAAACAAUGAAAUUAAAUCCAAGAAAAAGCGAAAUGGCGUGGAUUCAUCUAAAAAUUUGCGAAAUGAAUUAAAAAAUUCUAUCAAAAUUGAAGACCAUCAUAUCAUUGACAUAAAUACGGACGCAGACGGCGAGAUUAUCAAUCUAGAAUGGUGCUAUGCUUAUGUUCGUCCAGGCCAAGCCCGAGCGCGAGGAGGUAAAGCCAAACUYCAYCACACAUGUAGAGUUUGUAGACGAACGUGUCUUCAUCUGAUAGGAAAGUAUGGCACAGGAGACAGGAAAUGUUUGGCUUGCGCCGCUGAGGAGCUGGGUUGGAAUAGUGAUGACGUACCACGAUGGUACUUCCAUGUAGCAUGCGGUCAUUGUAAACAGCGUCAAAUGGCCRACCUCGCAGUGUCUUACAUGGAGAGACACGGUACCAGGUUCCUUCGACAGUCUGUCCCUCUUGGUGUUGAGAAGAAUAACGCGGGAAACCUGAGCGUCACUUGGAAGAAUUUAUCCUCAGGGGAGGGUAGUAGGGAAGAGUUUGACACUGUUUUGAUGGCCAUUGGUCGCGACCCAUUGACCAGGAACCUGGGACUGGAAAACGCUGGUGUUCAAGUAAACCCCAAGACAAACUACAUCGUUGGAAUGAACAAUGAGCAAACGUCAGCAUCAAACAUCUACGCURUUGGUGACGUUCUGCAGGAUCGUCCUGAGCUAACACCAGUAGCGAUUAUGGCGGGAAAGCUUUUAGCGAAAAGAAUAUUCAAUCAAUCAGACGUACAUAUGGAUUACGAUAACGYASCAACGACAGUGUUCACWCCACUUGAGUACAGCACCGUUGGGCUUUCCGAAGAAGAUGCUAUAAAUAUACACGGAGAAGACAACUUAGAGAUUUAUCAUGCCUUUUACAAGCCAUUGGAAUAUACAGUAGC
This is a messenger RNA of Exaiptasia diaphana, 2010 nucleotides long. RefSeq names its product thioredoxin reductase 2, mitochondrial. Gene Ontology annotation, biological process: cellular response to oxidative stress; cell redox homeostasis; glutathione metabolic process. Gene Ontology annotation, molecular function: glutathione-disulfide reductase (NADPH) activity; flavin adenine dinucleotide binding. The record is from RefSeq and is a predicted model, not a curated record. NCBI's taxonomy places the organism in Eukaryota, Metazoa, Cnidaria, Anthozoa, Actiniaria, Aiptasiidae. Gene Ontology annotation, cellular component: cytosol; mitochondrion.